AAAGCAAUUGAGAACGAAAAUUAGAGCAUCCUCGUGAAAAGAAAGAGACAUAGUACGGUAUCGACUCUGAUUCGACGAUAGUCAUUUUGUCGUUUGGACGGGCCGCUCGGCACGACACACGUGGCAAACGAGUAGAGAGCGUUUACGGACGUGUCCCGCGCCCAAGCGUUGAAAUGAGUCCUCCACGUCCACUGAGACGUUAUCCAUCCUUCACCCAACUUCCGGGUACCGCAGAUCCUCCUCGUCGGAGGUAGACAACGUCUUUACCAUCAUGUCGAACGUUGACCUCCCUGAAUUCCUCGACCCAGUGCUGGACUACCUCUCCGAUCAUAUUCCACCGACACUCUACUCCGUACUGGAGACAUUAUUGUCUCAUUCUAUCGCUCUGGUCUCAUCGCUACUUGGGCUAGUGACGGCGUUCAUAACAGAGCCCUCUUCAUGGGACACCCAGCGGAUUCUACCCCCUCUCAUCACGCUACUAACAGUCUACGUCGCUCUAUUCAGUUUCUACCGAACAACAGGCUGGAUGAUCCGCACUGCGUUCGCUUUCGUGAAAUGGGGAACUAUAUUCGGUUUAAUUGGAAUAGGGGCUGGGUACAUCUUAGCCAACGCAAAUGUUGAUGGCGAGGGGAAUGGUGUGGGCGCACUAUUCGCAGGAGCGGGUCUGAUACCUAUGAUGGGUGGUUUGAUUCUUGAUAUGAUCAAUGGUCAAGGCCAAGAUGCAGCAGGUGGUCGUCGAGGUUCUCGUAACGCUCAGAGCAGCCCUCGAACCCGCUCACGCACCCAACCGAACUCACAAUCUCGCCCAAACGUUUGGGAUUCGUGGGAUCGGCAUCGUGAUUGGCAGUAUAGCGAGAACGAUCAAGCUGGGAGGGAUUCGAAUAUGAAUGUGCAGCAGGUUGUGAGUGAAGUGUUGGGUGCUGCGGGCAGAGUGGUCGAGGAGUCGGGAUGGUGGGAGGCUGCGAAGGGUGCUGCUGAUGGACUCACUAAGGGAGCGGGGAAUGCUGGACAGGAAGGUGAGGGUGGGUCGAGUGGAAGACGGUCGACAAGGAGAUCGAAGGCGAAAGCAUCUCGUUCACGAUAGCAUCGGUUUUGCGAGGAUAUCAUUUAAUACAGGAUUGGUUACAGGGUUGAUUCAUUUAUUUGUUGUAUCUGUAAGCUUUGGAAUGAAUACUAUACGUUUGGGCUUCC
This is a messenger RNA of Somion occarium, 1191 nucleotides long. NCBI's taxonomy places the organism in Eukaryota, Fungi, Basidiomycota, Agaricomycetes, Polyporales, Cerrenaceae. The record is from the annotation of a GenBank genome assembly.